UGUGAAAAAAAAUGUUUGAUACUAUAAUAUAUCAUCAAUGGUUGAGAAUUGAUAAUGGUUGAAGUACCAUUCGUAUCUCAAAUAGCCAUAAUGAUUACCUUAUAACGGUAAAAUUCAAGUAUUUUUUACUAAUAUAAAGUUUUUAAAGUUAUAAAGUAUUCUCUUCAUAUAUUUUUUGAUGAGCUAGUUGAAAUAAAUGUCAUAGAAAUCCACAAUUCAAUCAUGUUCAAAUAUUCUUAUAUUUAUGUUAUUGUAUUUCUGGACUUGAUUAGCAUUAGCCUUAUCAUACCUGUAUGGGGGACACACUUACGUAAUUUAGGCGCUAGUCAUUUUCAUAUAGCCUUAUUAGGGUCUACUUAUUCAUUCCUACAAUUUUUAUCGGGUACACCAGUCGGAGCACUCAGUGAUCGUUAUGGUCGAAAGAUUGUUCUCUUUGUUACAAUAUGUAUUUGUGCUGUAGCUUAUUUCCUUCUAGGUUGCGUAGAAUCAUUUAUCUUAAUUGUAUUAAUACGUAUUAUUCAAGGAUGUUUAAAACAUUCACAACUUUUAUGCAAGACAUUAGUCAAUGAUCAAGUACCACCUGACCAGCAGACUGCAGUUUAUGGCCGAAUGAAUGGAUUUUCUUCGCUCUCUUUUGUUAUUGGCCCCAUAAUUGGUGGUCAUCUUAUGGAAAAAAGUGAAGGAUUUUAUAGCCUAACCUGUUAUACUUCUGUAAUAUUUCUAAUUAAUGCUUUAGUUGUUUGGACUACAGUCCCUAACAUAACUAUAAAAAAAGAAAGAAAAAGCGCUUCGCCAUUUAAUGAUUUAAUGGAAGUCAAUUGGAAGGAAUGUUGGCCUGCUUUUUCUUUAAAAAUGUUAGGGGCUGCAGCAUUGUUUGCAUAUUUUAGUUCAGUUGGGCUUGCAAUGAAUGAAAAGUUUAAUUUAUCUCCAUCGGAAGCUGGUUAUACUGGUGCUUUACAAGGGCUUACUGGUGGAAUAACUGGAUUUACUGCUGGAAAAAUAGAAAAUAUAUUUCCAACUAAAAAUCCAUUUACCAAAUGUUUCUAUUCCUUCAUAUUAUUGGGCUCGGGUUUUAUUGGUUUAACCUUAGCUCCAAAUAUAAUAAUAUUUAUGGCAGCUAUGAUUCCGAUCAGUGCUUCAAGUACACUUAUAAGAGGAUUCAACAAUGAAAUAAUGUAUGAACAAUCGUCAUCUGAUCACAAAGGACUUAUAGCUGGUGCUGGAGCUAGUGCAACUGCAAUAUCAAGAUUUGUAGCUCCUAUAUUGUGUGGAUUUAUCAUGGAUAAGUUUGGAAAUAAUUCUGGUUUUCUGUUAUCUGCUUUAUUUUCAUUUACUGGAGCAUUGUUGUCCAUAUGUUUAGCUAAAAGAUCAAAAUUCCAUGUUGAAUAAAUUAAAAGGUUUUCAUUAAUACCUUCUAAUUAUACCAAAUUAUUUACUAUUUUCAGCUUAUAGUUGAAAAAUAUUAAAUAAAAACAAAGUACUGGGUUUCAAAUAAAAAG
Molecule: messenger RNA, 1499 nt
Organism: Sipha flava (yellow sugarcane aphid)
Lineage: Eukaryota; Metazoa; Arthropoda; Insecta; Hemiptera; Aphididae
Product: major facilitator superfamily domain-containing protein 9-like
Exons: 3
Coding region: 223-1389 (388 amino acids)
Biological process (GO): transmembrane transport
Cellular component (GO): membrane
Molecular function (GO): transmembrane transporter activity
Source: RefSeq, a predicted model, not a curated record